AUGCCUACAUAUGUGAAGUUUUUGAAGGAUGUGCUCACUAAGAAGCGUAGGCUGGGAGAGUUUGAAACAGCCUGCUUAACCAAGGAGUGUAGUACAAUUUUGACCAGUAAAAUACCGGAGAAAAUGAAAGAUCUUGGAAGUUUCACAAUACCAGUUGCAAUCACAGGUCAAAAGAUUGGGCAAGCACUAUGUGACUUGGGAGCGAGCAUCAAAUUAAUGUCUUUAUCUGUUUACAAGAAGCUAGGCAUGGGAAAAGCUAGGAUUACCACUAUAACUAUUCAACUGGCAGACCGUUCCAUCACUCAUCCAGAAGGGAAGAUUGAAGAUGUAUUGGUACAGGUAGAUAAGUUUAUAUUUCCUGCCGAUUUCAUAAUCCUUGACUAUGAUGCAAAUAAAGAAGUGCCAAUUAUCCUUGGAAGAUCAUUCCUAGACACAGGGAGAACAUUAGUGGACGUACACAAAGGAGAGGUCACCAUGCGUGUGCAAGAUCAGGAGAUCAAAUUCGUAGUGUAUGACUUCAUGAAGUACCAUGCGGAAGUUGAAGAGUGCUAUGUGCUAAAAAUUCUAGAUGAAACACUAUUAGAGACACUAAACUCAGAACCUAUGUUGGAGUAG
Messenger RNA from Momordica charantia (bitter melon), 615 nucleotides. RefSeq lists its product as uncharacterized. Lineage: Eukaryota; Viridiplantae; Streptophyta; Magnoliopsida; Cucurbitales; Cucurbitaceae. The record is from RefSeq and is a predicted model, not a curated record.